Molecule: messenger RNA, 3194 nt
Organism: Jatropha curcas
Lineage: Eukaryota; Viridiplantae; Streptophyta; Magnoliopsida; Malpighiales; Euphorbiaceae
Biological process (GO): magnesium ion transport
Cellular component (GO): plasma membrane; intracellular membrane-bounded organelle
Molecular function (GO): ATP binding; ATP hydrolysis activity; P-type magnesium transporter activity
Source: RefSeq, a predicted model, not a curated record
UUGAAAAUUAGCAAAAUUAGGCUCAUAAAAUUUAUUAAUAUCUCUCUCUCUAUCUCUUUUUCUCUACCUUCUCUUCAAAUCUCUAACCCCCCCUUUAACAAUGCUCUGUUUUACCUUAUUGCUAUUCUAUCUGUUGUCUCCAUAUGUAUCAUUAUCCAAAUCUUCUUCACAAAUAGCACAGAGUUUUCUAUUAUGGGAUUUCCCAGAAUCUUUUCCAUUUUAUCUGCAACUAAUCAAAACCACGCUAAUAACAAUAUUCUUCCUUCUCACAGUCCAUUUCGCGAACAGCUGGUGAAGAGUCCUGAGAAUUCCCUUAGUUAUGGAUUCCCCAAAUCUGUUAUUCAGUACUUGGGUCGUAUUUUCUCUGGAAGGAAAAUCGAUGGGGGGUCAAGGACGGAUGAAGAAGAGAAAGUUUAUUCUUGGUUAUAUUCAUUGGCACAAUCGGAUAAAAAUUUGGUUUACGAGUAUGUUCAAUCCACUGAAAGAGAUGUCCUUUUGCUUUUUGCAGGCUUGAGCUUUUCUGAAGCUGAGAGAAGAUUGAAAGAAAAUGGCCCAAAUAUUCCUCUUGAAUAUACUUUUCCAAGCUGGGGCCAUCUUCUGUGGGCGGCAUUUUUCCACCCUUUCAAUAUCAUUUUGAUUGUGCUGUCAGCACUCUCAUAUAUAGCUAGUGAUAAUCCAAAUGGAUGCAUCAUGCUCAUACUGGUUUUUAUUAGUGUCAGCCUUAGAUUCUACCAGGAAUACGGUAGUUCAAAAGCUGCCAUGAAACUCUAUGAGUUUGUUAAAUGUCCAGUAAAAGUUCAAAGAUGUGCUGGUAGAGUUGUUCAGACAGAGUUAAUAGUCCAAGUUGAUCAACGAGAUGUUGUUCCAGGGGACAUUGUCAUUUUUGAACCAGGGGACCUUUUUCCUGGAGAUGUGAGAUUAUUAUCAUCAAAGCACCUAGUUGUAAGUCAAUCGUCAUUGACUGGCGAGUCUUGGACAACUGAAAAAACAGCUGAUACUAAAGAGAAUCAGAGCACUCCUCUGCUAGAGUUGAAGAAUAUUUGCUUCAUGGGAACAAAUGUUGUAUCAGGAAGUGGGAUUGGUUUGGUUGUUUCCACUGGAUCAAAGACUUAUAUGAGCACCAUGUUUUCAACUGUUGGGAAGCAAAAACCACCAGAUGACUUUGAGAAUGGCAUCCGGCGGAUAUCCUAUGUCCUUAUUGCUGUUAUGCUAGUAGUAAUGACAAUAAUAAUUUUGGUGAAUUACCUGAAAUCACAAGAUCUGAGUGAAUGUAUUCUUUUUGGACUCUCAGUGGCAUGUGCCCUUACUCCUAAUAUGCUUCCCCUUAUUGUUAACACAAGUCUUGCGAAAGGAGCACUUGCCAUGGCUAGAGACAGAUGCAUUGUCAAAAGCUUAACUGCUAUACGUCAUAUGGGAUCCAUGGAUAUCUUAUGCAUGGAUAAGACUGGUACACUCACCAUGAACCGUGCAAUUGUUGUUAAUCAUCUAGACAGCUGGGCUUCACAAAAAGAAAAAGUUUUACGCUUUGCUUUCCUGAACUCUUAUUUCAAGACAGAUCAGAUGUAUCCUUUGGAUGAUGCCAUUUUAGCAUUUGUAUAUACAAAUGGAUACAGAUUCCGUCCAUCUAUGUAUAGAAAAAGGGAUGAGAUACCUUUUGAUUUUAUACGAAGACGAAUAUCUAUCAUUUUGGAAUCUGAAUCAGAUGCAGAAGGCAGAAGAAAUGGGAAACUUCCUGAUAGGUUCAUGGUAACUAAGGGAGCUCUGGAAGAAAUCAUGAAAGUUUGCUCUUUUAUUGAAGAUAUUGAUAAAGGUGUCAUAACCACUUUUUCUUCAGAAGAUUAUGGCAGGAUUUUGAAUAUGGCAGAAGAUUUAAGCAACCAAGGGUUGAGGGUUAUAGGUGUUGCAAUGAAAAAGCUAGAAACGGAAAUAAGUGAUCCAAACAUGGUCAAUGAUGAAUCAGACAUGGUCUUUCUUGGUGUAAUUACGUUCUUUGACCCACCAAAAGAUUCUGCAAAGCAAGCUCUAUGGAGGUUAGCUGAGAAGGGAGUUAAAGCAAAAGUAUUAACAGGAGAUUCACUAUCCUUAGCAGUAAGAAUUUGUGAAGAACUUGGCAUUAGAACCAAUUAUGUAACAACAGGACCAGAGCUUGAGGAACUAAAUCAAGUCGACUUUCACGAAUCUGUUAAAAGAGCAACAGUACUUGCUCGGCUUACACCAACUCAGAAACUCCGAGUAGUACAAUCCUUGCAAACAGUUGGUGAGCACGUUAUUGGAUUCCUUGGAGAUGGAGUUAAUGACUCACUCGCAAUAGAUGCUGCAAAUGUAGGUAUCUCAGUCGACUCAGGAGCAUCAGUUGCGAAAGACUAUGCCGAUAUAAUCUUACUAGAGAAAGAUCUUAAUGUUCUAGUUGAUGGGGUUGAGCAGGGUCGCCUAACAUUUGGUAAUACUAUGAAAUAUAUUAAAAUGUCAGUCGUUGCCAAUGUAGGUGCUGUUCUUUCACUCCUUAUAGCAACAUUGCUGUUAGGUUUUGAGCCAUUGAAACCAAGACAACUCCUUACUCAAACCUUCAUAUAUAGCAUCGGUCAAAUCGUUAUCCCGUGGGAUAAGUUGGAGGAAGAUUAUGUGAAAACUCCACAGAGAUGGUCAGAGAAAAGCUUACCUAUCUUCAUAUUAUGGAAUGGUCCUGUCUGUACUUUAUGUGAUAUAGCAAACCUGCUAUUCCUCUGCUUCUAUUAUAAUGCAGAUAAUUUAGCUUAUGACAGAUUCUUCCAUUCUGCUUGGUUUGUUGAAGGGCUACUGAUGCAAACACUAAUCUACCACUUGAUCCGGACAGAAAAAAUCCCUUUCAUUCAAGAGAUUGCCUCAUGGCCAGUGCUCUGUUCAACAAUUGUGGUUUCUGCUAUAGGAAUUGCAAUUCCAUUCACAAUAAUAGGAAAGUUCAUGGGAUUCACCGCUCUGCCAAUAUCAUAUUUCGGAUUUUUGGUUUUGCUUUUUCUAGGUUAUUUUACAAUUGGCCAAGUGGUGAAGAGAGUUUACAUUUUCAUUUACAAAAGUUGGCUUUAGAGAAGAACACUUCAAAAUCUUAUAUUGCAGAAGUUAUUUGCAGAGUGAGAAAGAGAGGUUAGGAAAACAUAUUCUUUGUAUAUUAUUGAGGAUAAGCAUAAUAAAUGUAGCUUCCAUGUUUACAAGACUAA